This is a messenger RNA of Trichophyton benhamiae CBS 112371, 1932 nucleotides long. RefSeq lists its product as uncharacterized. Gene Ontology annotation, cellular component: endosome; fungal-type vacuole membrane. The record is from RefSeq and is a predicted model, not a curated record. Lineage: Eukaryota; Fungi; Ascomycota; Eurotiomycetes; Onygenales; Arthrodermataceae. Gene Ontology annotation, biological process: protein localization to membrane; vacuolar transport. The transcript is spliced from 4 exons. The coding region runs from base 1 to 1932 and encodes 643 amino acids.
AUGUGGCCUCAAAGCAAGUCGCAUCUCUUGCUCUCGCUGUUUUCCCCGAUCCUUUCUUCGGCCUUCUAUCUACCUGGUGUAGCUCCCACCUCCUACGACGUCGGGCAGAAAGUUCCACUUCAUGUCAACCAUCUUACGCCAACGGUGGCCCAGGAUGCCCAGGUUCACUCCGUCUUCUCUUACGACUACUACCACCCAUCAUUCCACUUCUGCAAGCCCAAGGAUGGGCCUAAGGAUGUCCGGGAGUCCCUAGGCAGUAUCAUUUUUGGUGAUCGCAUCCUCACCUCGCCCUUUGAGCUGCACAUGGCCAAGAACGAGUCCUGCAAGCUGCUCUGUCCGGAGGUCAAGUUUGACGGGCUCAGCAGCCAAUUCGUGAACCACAGAAUAUGGCAGGGCUAUAACAUCAACUGGCUCAUCGACGGCCUCCCCGCUGCCCAGAUAAACACCGAUGACCAAACAAACGAGCAGUUCUACAGUCCCGGUUUCCUCCUAGGUGAUAUUAACAGCGACGGCCAAUCGUUCCUUCACAACCACUACGAUAUUGAUAUCGAGUACCAUCGCGUUGCUGGGCUCGGGACCAAGGAGAAGUACCGUGUUGUUGGGGUUCUCGUCCACCCGUCGUCCAGGAAGACAAAGGUGUCGGGAGGCAAGGCCGAUUGCUCUGGCAAGGACAUUGUGCUUCUGGAUGGUACGGCGGAUACCUCUGUAGCUUGGACGUAUAGUGUCACUUGGCGUGAGUCUUCUACCGCUUGGGCAACUAGGUGGGAUAAAUAUCUACAUGUCUACGAUCCCAGUGUUCACUGGUACUGGCUUAUCUACUCCGCCGUCUUCGUCAUCUUGCUUGUUACUCUGGUGAGCAGCAUCUUGCUCCGGGCCUUACGCAAGGACAUUGCGCGGUACAACCGUCUGAGUAUGAUCAACAUGGAUGACUUCAAUGACAACGGUGACUCCGUGGAAGAAGGCAUACAGGAAGAUUCCGGUUGGAAGCUAGUCCAUGGUGAUGUGUUCCGCACUCCAAACCACCCACUUUUGCUCAGCUUGCUGGUAGGAAAUGGUGCUCAGCUCUUCGUCAUGACCGGCAUCACCGUUGUAUUUGCACUCUUUGGUCUCCUCUCACCCUCCAACAGAGGGUUUUUGGGAACUGUCAUUUUAAUAUUAUAUACUCUCCUUGGCUUCGUUGGUGGCUAUGUCGCCGCAAGAACGUACAAGUCAUUUGGGGGUGAAUCCUGGAAGCGAUUGAUUAUCCUCACCCCAGUACUCAUCCCAGUCAUCGCGUUCUCUACCUUCUUCUUGCUUAAUCUUUUUGUUUGGGCUAAAGGAUCCAGUGGUGCUGUUCCGUUUACCACUAUGCUUCUCACUGUCAUCAUCUGGUUUGUUAUCAGCGUGCCGCUUAGCGUUGCAGGCAGCUGGAUCGGACUCAAGCUACCCGGCUUCGAAGGACCUACCAGAACCAACCAGAUCCCUCGUCAGAUUCCUCCAGCAGUCUGGUCUCUCCGCCCUCUCCCAUCAACGCUGAUAACUGGCAUGCUCCCAUUCGCCACUAUUUUCGUGGAACUAUACUUCAUCAUGACUUCCCUUUGGACGAAUAAAAUCUAUUACAUGUUUGGAUUCCUCUUUCUGUGCUACGGACUUAUGAUUAUGACUUCUGCAACCACCACCAUACUCCUCGUCUACUUCUUGCUCUGUGCAGAAGACUACCGAUGGCACUGGAGGGCAUUCAUUGGGGCUGGUAUGACCGGCGGAUAUGUCUUCCUUAACGCGCUUAUCUUCUGGGCAACCCGCGUCAGUUUUGGCGGUGUGACUGGUGCUGUUCUAUAUCUAGGCUACUCUGCACUCUUGGCUUUCCUAGUCUUUGUAUUAACAGGCACCAUUGGUUUAUUUGCGAGCUGGGCCUUUGUCCAUAGGAUCUAUGGCUCCAUCAAGGUUGACUAA